Procambarus clarkii (red swamp crayfish) is the source of this 795-nucleotide messenger RNA. NCBI's taxonomy places the organism in Eukaryota, Metazoa, Arthropoda, Malacostraca, Decapoda, Cambaridae. The record is from RefSeq and is a predicted model, not a curated record.
CGGGAACUUCUAGAAUCAUAACUGUGACGCCGCGGCGAAGCCUAAUUGAAAAUUUGGCAAAUAAGGUGUUAGCAUUGCCGUGACGUCACUGCAUGGCAUGUAUCUCCUCAAGGCCAGCCAAUGAGGGGUUAGUGUUGCCGUGACGUCACUGCAUGUGCUCUCUACUCCCCUGCACGGGCAGCCAAUCGCUGGUGAUUGUGACGUCACUCCUGUACCCACUAAUCUCGCGGGUCGUCUGUUAUUGGACGAGCGAGUCUGUGACGUCACCCAGCAUGUACUGACAUCAUCAAAAUGUCCGCAGCUGGCAACAUGGCCGCCACGAGGACAUCACUGCUGCUCCUCCAUUGUUUACUGGCACUGCUCAACAGUGUGACGGGGGACCUGCUCCAGAGGGUGGAGGUGCCGAGCUUCGCCUUCGCGGGCGGCCGAGUGAACGUGAGCUGCAUGUUUGACCUACGGGCCACGGGCCUCUACUCCCUCAAGUGGUACCACAACGACACCGAGUUCUACCGCUACGUGCCCACCGAGACCCACAGACAGGUGGACAUCAAGCCCACUAUGAAGUUCCAGGCGCAUGUGAGUACCGCUACACCUGUCUCAGUAUACUUGUGGCGGGGGAGUUGGGGGCUCGAGUUUGGUCUCUUAAACUCAUUCAAGGCAUUCAGCAUUGAUGCUGAAGGUGUUAGCAGACGGCUGAUCUUCAACUGUCAGGAAGAGUGUUCGAUAUCAUCGAGAACUGUAACUGGAACUACCUCUAGGAAUAUCUCUAGGAUAGGAAACAGAGGGUCACGAUGA